Messenger RNA from Onychomys torridus (southern grasshopper mouse), 3065 nucleotides. It is a transcript of the gene Znf775, whose product is annotated as zinc finger protein 775. Bases 667 to 2283 code for a protein of 538 amino acids. The record is from RefSeq and is a predicted model, not a curated record. Lineage: Eukaryota; Metazoa; Chordata; Mammalia; Rodentia; Cricetidae. The transcript has 3 exons.
UGCUCGUAGUUCUCAUGGUGAUGGAAAGAAGAGAGGGUCAAGACUGGGGUUCAGGCCCCCUGUGGUAGGCCAGCCUGUCUUCCUGUCUCUUGAGGCUGUGGGGGUACCACUUAGCUCCUAUGUCUGGCUAGGGUGUUCAGGUGGAAAGCCUGCUCACUUGCUUCCUGGGUGUCUCUCCUGUCAGCUGACUGGUGUGUCAGGUGGGUUAUGGGGAGGGACAGUGUCAGUGGCAUGGCAGAUGAUGGAAUGAGAGACACACUGGGAGGGUGUGCCAUGGGGACAUGGAGGACUUGAGGAGUCCCUGAGCCGGGCCCACCCUGGACUUGGCUUUCCUAGCCUGUGUUCUGCAGACAUGUAACACUUGAGCAUACAGGAAGUAGGUCUCAAAAGACAUGGCCUGCCUCCACAUAUCUCUGUCUUUUCUGUAUCCCCCCAUUUCUCUCCUCAUCCCUUCAGGCCUGUGUGGGUCUCCUUCCUUCUUUUCCCACGUCUGUUCCUGCUGAGACCCCAGAAGAGUUGCCCUUCCUGCCUGAUGUGGCCUGGCUGUGCACAGGCUGGGUCACCGGGAACCAAACCCUUAUGGUUCCACUUUUGAAACAGUUCUUAGAAGCCAGGGGGGCAGGGCUGAGACCUCAUCAGCACUGAUGCAGGGGGAGGUCUGCAGGGAUGGAGAGCAUCCUCGUUGCCAAUGGCUCAGGAGAUGGGCUGCCGGGGAUCAAGCAGGAGAAGCCAGAGUGGCUGCUGCAGACUGCCGUGUCUCAGGCCGCGCUUCCGGAGAAGGACAAGGAAAACAUAUUUCAGCAGCAGGGCGUCCUCCCACCGUGCCAGACCGUGGGGCGGCCCUGGGCUCUGGGGUCACAGGAGGAGAUUGGAGGUGCAUGGUGGGUCCCACCUCCUGAGCAGACUACUCGAGUUCCGGGGACAGCUCCAGGCCCUCUGAGCCCGGCACUUCCUGCGGGUGGGGGUCACUUCGUGUGUGUGGAUUGUGGGAAAAGGUUCAGCUGGUGGUCAUCCCUGAAGAUCCACCAGCGCACACACACGGGCGAGAAGCCUUACCUCUGCAGCAAGUGUGGCAAGAGCUUCAGCCAGAAGCCUAACCUGGAGCGCCAUCAGCGCCACCACACCGGCGAGAGGCCCUUCUGCUGCCCAGAGUGCACAAGACGCUUCAGUCAGAAGCAACACCUACUCAAGCACCAGAAGACGCACUCUCGCCCCGCCACCCACGCGUGUCCAGAAUGCGAGCGCUGCUUCCGGCACCAAGUGGGCCUUCGCAUCCAUCAGCGAGCGCAUGCCCGGGACCGCCUGGGUGCCCGUGUCAGCUUGCAGGAGAUGCUCCGGUAUGCUGCUGUGCGCCGCCGGGCCUACCGCCUGCGCCCUGGAUCCCCACGCGGGCGCUCCGAGUGGGUCUGGCUGGGGCUCUGCCAGGGAUGGUGGGGCCAGCACGGGGUACGGAUAGCAGCCCAUGGCCGCUUAGGUCCCAGUGAGCAGCGCCAGUUCAUCUGUAAUGAGUGCGGUAAGAGCUUCACGUGGUGGUCAUCGCUGAAUAUCCAUCAGCGCAUCCAUACAGGCGAGCGGCCCUACGCGUGCCCUGAAUGCGGCCGCCGCUUCAGCCAGAAGCCCAACCUCACAAGGCACCUGCGCAACCACACGGGCGAGCGGCCGCACCCAUGCUCGCACUGUGGCCGCAGCUUCCGCCAAAAGCAGCACCUGCUCAAGCACUUGCGCACACACCAGCCUGGCGCCCAGUCCGCAAGGUGCACCAGCUGUGGACAGAACUACCCCAGCCGUGCGGCACUGCGGGCCCACCAGCGAGUACAUGCCACAGCAGAGCUGCUGCGUUCGCGGUCUGCAGUCCAGGGGGGUGUGCCUGGUUCAGAGCCACAAGCUGAGACUGCCCGGAGUGUGGCUGUGAAGCCCCACGGUCCCCAGGGUGUCAAGGAAGUGCUGUGUGGUCAGAGGUGCGAGACCCUGGCUGCACCCAGUGAGCAGCGCCAGUUCAUCUGUAACGAGUGCGGCAAGAGCUUCUCAUGGUGGUCAGCGCUCACCAUCCACCAGCGCAUCCACACUGGUGAGCGGCCCUAUGCCUGCCCAGACUGCGGCCGCUGUUUCAGCCAAAAGCCCAACCUCACACGACACCGGCGCAACCACACCGGCGAGAGACCCUACCUGUGCACUGCCUGUGGCCGUGGAUUCCGUCAAAAGCAGCAUCUGCUCAAGCACCAGCGUGUGCAUCGCGGAGCUCAGGCGCCACACCGCCACCCAGAGGAGGAGGAAGAGCUGUAGUGUGUGCAACUCCCCCCCCACCCCCAGGCUACCCUCCCGCCCCGUGCAGCUAAUGGUGGUGGGUGGUAGAAUGAGUGCCUGCAGGGUGUUAUUUGGGGAACAGGAGGGCCAGGAAUGCUGACUCUUGAUGCUCCCCAAGUUAGAGCCCAUUGCAAGGCUCCUCAAGGUUCCGAGGCCCGAGGAUGGUAUUCCAGAAGCCUGAAAAGUGGCUAGUGGGGGAGGUGAGAUCAAAGUUCUGAGUGUCCGUGAUGGGAAUGUGUUCAUUAGUACACCAUUCAGAAUUGGCCCUCAGCUGUAGGCACCUUGUGAAAGGCUGUUGGGAUCCCUAGGAAAGCCUCCUUGUGUGAAAUGGCCUGGAACUGAUCAAUGGUAACACUGCCCUGUCACAUAGGCUACAAGAUGGUUAGCGGGGUCAUCCACAUGGGAAGAUGGUCACAGGCUCCAGGAUACCAGCAAUAGAGCAAAGGUUUUGGCUAGGAGGGGGUAAUUAUUUCCCCAGCACCAAGGACAGUGCCACCUGUGCGGUGUUGGAUAAUUUGAUGGUCUCUCUCCAACUGAGUGUCAUGGUGCUAGGUGUGGCAGACCCGGCCAUAGAACUGAUUGUGUGUAUGGUGACUAAGGGUUGCGCCACAGUCACAUGGUUUCAGCUGUAGCUUGGCUGCUUUGGAAAGUGGAUGUGCAAGGGUGGGCCAUCUGUUCCAUGUGUGUGGGUUUCUAUGGCUGACUUGGGUCCGUCCGUCCCCAUACUGGUGUUGGAGGAAAAUGAAGGACUGAAUAUUCCA